Molecule: messenger RNA, 1788 nt
Organism: Dendrobium catenatum
Lineage: Eukaryota; Viridiplantae; Streptophyta; Magnoliopsida; Asparagales; Orchidaceae
Product: tafazzin homolog
Exons: 7
Coding region: 153-1547 (464 amino acids)
Biological process (GO): phospholipid metabolic process
Source: RefSeq, a predicted model, not a curated record
GCGGGGGAUCCGCAGUUUAUAACCACCAGUCUACGAGAACAAAGGGCGCUCACUCUCCUGCUUCUCCUCUUCAGCUCGCGCUUCUUACGAAACCCUAAAAAGCAAGACGACUGCUUCCCGUGCCUUGUUCCGAUCUCCAAUUACGAUUGGCUAUGGCGACUACGGCGGGUGAAUGGAUCGACCUCGAGGGAACCCUGUGGAAAGAUCGAGUGCGAGCUCUACAGCUGCGGAUACGUGACCGUUUCCGUGUCGCUGUUGACCGGCACCGUCGAUGGCAUGUUGAAACCGAUUACUCUGUAGCGAUCCGCCGAUGGGUCCUCCGCCUAUGGAGGGAUUACUCGUCGGCCGAUCGAUCUUCCAUGAGGUUCUAUAGGAAACGUGUUGGAAAGGAUUUUGAAUCGAUUGAUGGAUCCUCGAUUGUUCAUUUUCUUCAAUUUUUGGCUGUCCCAGUUAUUGGGAAUGCCUGUCAUGCUUUUAUGCAUGGUCUUAAUCACAUACAGAUAUAUGGUGUUGAGAAAUUGCAUAGCGCAUUAUUGGACAGGCCACUUGGAAAACCUCUUGUAACGGUUAGCAAUCAUGUAGCCUCUAUGGAUGAUCCACUUGUGAUUGCUUCAUUGCUACCUCCAAGUGUAAUGUUGGACGCUCGCAAUAUAAGAUGGACGUUAUGUGCAACUGACCGAUGUUUCAAAAAUCCAGUCCUGUCUACAUUUUUUCACUGUGUUAAGGUUUUACCUGUCUCUCGGGGUGAGGGAAUCUAUCAGAAGGGAAUGGAUAUGGCUCUGUCAAAGCUAAAUAAUGGUGGAUGGGUUCAUAUUUUUCCUGAGGGAAGUCGUUCUAGGGAUGGCGGAAAAUCGAUAGGGACUGCAAAGAGAGGGGUAGGCAGGCUUGUAAUGGACGCUGAUAAAAUUCCCAUAGUCAUUCCAUUUGUGCAUUCAGGCAUGCAAGAAAUCAUGCCUAUUGGUUCAAACUUCCCAAAGAUUGGCAAAAAGGUCACGGUUGUUGUUGGUGAUCCAAUACCCUUAGAUGACCUGAUUGUCGAUGAUGACACGGAAGAUGUUUCUACAGGUGUUCUAUACGAUGCCGUAGCAUCUAGAAUCGGCCACAGGCUAAGAGAGCUUAAAAUCCAAGCGGACAAACUCGCUUUGGAACAUUCCGCUAAUUUACAAGAUUAUAAAGCCGAGCGUGGAUAUGGAAUUUGGCAGCAAGUGGACUGGGAAGCAUUUGGCAUGGUUGAUGUCAUGCAAUCAGAUGAAAAGCCUUUCACCACCAAACGAUUACUUGUUGAUGGACCAAAUAAUAAUAGUCAGGAUCAGCUGCAGGAGCAUAACUCACCUAAGAUGGGUUUCUCAUAUGGCUAUGGUGGAGGUAUUGUUUCUAGAGUUCGCGGUUACAUGAACCCGACCGAGUUAAUGGGGUUCGCUGCGAGCGGCUUGUUUAAGAACGGCAGACUUUUGGAUGAAAGCCAUGAGGACAUUCAGGAUUCUUUUCCAGCCAAGUGGUGGAAACUGUUUGAUCAAAUGAGCGCAUUUAAAGCAUGGAAUAAAUAGGCUCUAAAUUCUUGGCUGGUUCCAGUUUUGCAAAAAGCAGUUUAAGGCUGUUGUAGGUAUUCUUAUUCUUUCUCAUAGUCCUACCAUCUGUGAAGUUCCUAUUAAUUGCUUUUUUCUCUAUUUAUAGUUGGUUAAUGCGAUUGCCAUCUCCAACGAGUAUUGCAUAAUUUGUUACUUAUCUGUUCCUGCUUGUAUAAAUUAACUAUAGAUUACCCAAAUGCUCUCUCUUCCAUUUAACGAA